Molecule: messenger RNA, 1764 nt
Organism: Durotheca rogersii
Lineage: Eukaryota; Fungi; Ascomycota; Sordariomycetes; Xylariales; Xylariaceae
Product: iron-binding protein iscA
Exons: 4
Coding region: 397-1116 (239 amino acids)
Biological process (GO): iron-sulfur cluster assembly
Cellular component (GO): mitochondrion; cytoplasm
Molecular function (GO): 2 iron, 2 sulfur cluster binding
Source: RefSeq, a predicted model, not a curated record
GUAAUAAGGUCGGUACCGCGACCCUUGCUAUAAUUCUUUUAGCUCUUUCGAAAGAAUAGACCCCCCCCUCCCGGUAUGGUACCUACACGGUACAUCUGCAUAUCCAAGUCUGAGAACGUGUGAUUGGACCGGGCUAAGGCCGGGUAGCCAUCGACCGAUGUCAUCAGAUCUCCUGGUUGUUUUCAAAGCAGUUCCGGGCGAACCUGACUGGAUUUCCAAUUUUCCACCCGCCUAUCUACUUACCGACACAUAUGCAUGUUGGACGCUGCCUCAGAGCACCCGUAUCCUAAAUACCUAAUUAUUAUAGACCUCACACCCUCCCCGAAGAGACUCUGAUGCACUGACCUCGUCUUCCCCCGGCUACCUUUUGCGGCUUUUUAUCUGCUCUCCGCCACCAUGGGUUCGACGCGCGUAGUUCUCUCACGAGCUUCCGCCGGUCUGCUGGGUCGCCGGCUCACUACGUCUGCGCCGCGGGCAAGGCCCUGCGAGAGCCUUCUGCGCCAGUUCUCCAACUAUCAGCCAUGGUACACGUCGUCGUCAGAGAAGAUGCAGCCGAUACCUACCUACCACCCAUACCCUCUCACCCCGACCCGAACUCAACCUCGAAACGAACCCGCUCGAGAAAUCCCUGCUACAAGCCCCAUUCCAGAGGUCCAUGAGACACGCCCGCCCCCCCAGCCAGCUCAGCCUGAGGCGGCGGCGCAACCCAGUGCCAACGCGAACCCCACGAUCCUAGAGACCGAAGCCCAGCAGCUGAAGCCGGCGCCCCCCAAGCGCAAGUUCAAGCCGCGCAAGGCGGCGCUCAAACUGACCCCGUCGGCCGUGGAACACCUACGCAGUCUUCUCGACCAGCCACAACCGAAGUUGAUCAAGGUGGGGGUGCGCAACAGGGGAUGCAGUGGCCUCUCGUAUCACCUGGAGUACGUGGACAAGCCCGGGAUGUUCGACGAAGAGGUGGAGCAGGACGGCGUCAAGGUUGUCAUCGACAGCAAGGCGCUUUUCAGCAUUAUCGGGAGCGAGAUGGACUGGAUCGAGGAUAGGUUGCGGCAGCAAUUCAUCUUCCGAAAUCCCAACAUCAAGGAGGAAUGCGGCUGCGGCGAGUCGUUUAUGGUGUGAAGACGAUAGAAGCAGACGAGGCGGCAACGAACCAAGAUACCAUUCAUCUGCAUUGGGCGGCGUUACGGAGCUUAGAAGUCCCAUACACCCACACGCGUGCGGUUUCCGCAGCGUUCGCCGGCUGGCUUCUCCCCGGAUGGCGAGGCGAGACGGCGUCGCCGGAGAGUCGGGAUUCGCGGAAGAGGGAGGGACGCUGCACAUAUUUGGUCACUGUUGCUAGAAUCCACAUAGGUGCUAAUGAGAUUGACCCCCGGCGCUCUAAGACUCGAGAGCUGCGGUGGCGUGUACGUUUGAAGUCGUCGUUCCAGGUAAGCAAAUAUGGUGGAGAACAGACGCUGCUUGUGUUCUUGUGCCGCCACGGCCCAGGUGAUGAAUAUAUAUAUAAGCAUUUGCCACCUAGCUAUAGGCCGUAGCCGGUUGCCCGGCUGGACAAGCUUACGACGACGGCCACAAUAACCAUGGACGAGUGGAUUCGUGGUACGCAAGAGACCCGGCCGCCGGGUCUCGGGCGCGGCUCCGCCCUAACUCCCAGCUCGGUCGGUUUCGCACCUGUCUUGCACAACUAUGUUCCGCCGCUGGGCUGCAGCUUAGCAGUGCCUGCCCAUAUACGUAGAGGCGAGAGAUGUUUACCACUGGGUUGAGCGAAAU